AUGCAUGACAAAGAAAAUUUAUCGGAUGUUAGUAAAUUAGUAAGUGACAUAAAACACAAAAAUAUACUCAGCUCAUUAGAUAUUGCCCUAAGAAGUGAGGAUUUACUAAAAGAACUAAUUUCUCAGGGACAAUGGAAAAGUGCAAGGGAGCUCAUGAAUCUGGUCAAAAUACGCAUACAGUACAUCAAAGAAAACUUGCCACAUGAGGCAACUGCAGCAAAUGUUAUGAGACAUGUUUUGAAAGUUAUUAGAGAGGAGUAUGAAUGUGAAUCAAAGAGGAAAGUAGAGGGUCAAUCAUUGCAUCAGUUAGUCACUGCUCAUCCUGCAGAUGUACUGGACUACUCAGAAUCAUUAAUAAAUCUGAAAACAAGCCUGAUAGAUCAUCUCACUGAAUAUAAAGUGGAGUUGGAAUCAAGUGGUGAAAAUAUUGCUGCACAAGCUUCUGAGCAUAUUCACAUGGAUGAGAUAAUUCUUACUGUUGGCAAAUCAGACACUGUUGAGAAAUUUCUCAAGUCAGCUGCCAAAGUGAGAGCAUUCAAAGUUGUUGUUGUAGAAGCUGCACCUCUAUACUAUGGUCAUAAAAUGGCAGUAAGCUUGGCUAAGAGCAACAUACAAACCACAGUCAUAUCAGAUGCAGCAGUAUUUGCAAUGAUGUCCAGAGUGAAUAAAGUCAUUAUUGGUACUCACACUGUAUUAGCAAAUGGAGGACUGAGAGCAGCAAGUGGCAUACAUGCUGUGGCUUUAGCUGCCAAACAUUAUUCAGUGCCUGUUAUGGUUCUCUCACACAUGUACAAAUUCACUCCCCUCUAUGUGGGUUCUCAUAAUCAAGAAGCUUUCAAUAUAUGUGCCUCACCUGCCAAUGUGAUUCCUUAUUCUGCUGGCAAAAUACUCAACAGCAUCCAGGUUUUCAACCCUGUCUUUGACUAUGUGCCACCUGAGCUAGUGACACUCUUGAUCUCACAUCAGGGUGGUAAUGCUCCAUCAUAUGUCUACAGGUUAUUAUCAGAACUGUAUCAUCAGGAUGACUAUGAUAUUUGA
This is a messenger RNA of Phaedon cochleariae (mustard beetle), 1038 nucleotides long. NCBI's taxonomy places the organism in Eukaryota, Metazoa, Arthropoda, Insecta, Coleoptera, Chrysomelidae. The record is from the annotation of a GenBank genome assembly.